Ascochyta rabiei is the source of this 1374-nucleotide messenger RNA. RefSeq lists its product as uncharacterized. Lineage: Eukaryota; Fungi; Ascomycota; Dothideomycetes; Pleosporales; Didymellaceae. Gene Ontology annotation, cellular component: catalytic step 2 spliceosome. The coding region runs from base 1 to 1374 and encodes 457 amino acids. Gene Ontology annotation, molecular function: mRNA binding; protein binding. The record is from RefSeq and is a predicted model, not a curated record. The transcript has a single exon. Gene Ontology annotation, biological process: mRNA splicing, via spliceosome.
AUGGCUCCGCCAGGGAAAGGCGCGGGCCGCGUGCCGACUGGAUUUGCAGCCGAGACAUACAUCAGCGAUCACACUUUCCGCAAAGGGCACCGAGCGGUAGAGGGCGGGCAGAGCUCGAAGAAGAGGAAGAGAGAGGCCAAGGGCGACUCGAGUGUCGUGACAGGCGCUGGCGCAUACAAGGGACCCUGGGCACGUUACGAAGAGGAGAGGCCAGACGCUGCUUCAGAUGACGAGUUUGGAAGCGACGAAGAGGUGGAAGUGGUAUACGAAGAAGACGAAAUCGAGGAGAACCCAGAAGCUGCACCAAAGAAGCUCGCCGGCACCGACUACCACGACACCGAGGCUGAGGGCGAAACGACCGAGUUCAAGGGCAGCGAGCAGUACGACUACCAAGGGCGGACGUACAUGCAUGUCCCUACCGAUCUUGACAUCAAGCUCACUGGGGAGUACGAACCGAAGAACUUCAUCCCGAAGAAGCUCGUGCACACUUUCAAAUACCACACCAAGUCCAUUACCCAAGUGCGCUUCAUUCCAGACAGCGGUCAUCUUCUACUCUCUGCCUCUGCAGACUCGAAGAUUGCCAUCUGGGACACAUACCACCAGCGAGAACUGCUUCGAACCUACUCAGGCCACACCAAGUCUGUCAACGACAUCGACUUCAAUCCGGAUGGGUCGCAAUUCAUCUCCGCCAGUUACGAUCGUUUCAUGAAGCUGUGGGAUACGGAGACGGGCAAAUGUUUGAACAAAUUCACAACGGGAAAGACGCCCCACGUCGUGCGCAUCAACCCCAGCACGCCGCACGAAUUCCUAGCAGGUAUGAGCGACAAGAAGAUCAUGCAGUACGACACAAGAAGCGGAGAGAUGGUGCAAGAGUACGACCACCAUCUUGGACCAGUCAAUACCAUCACCUUCUGCGACGAGAACCGCCGUUUUGUCACGACGUCAGACGACAAGUCGCUCCGAGCUUGGGAAUACGGCAUUCCUGUCCCCAUCAAGUUCAUCGCCGAACCGUACAUGUUCUCCAUGGUCCGCUCUGCCCCCCACCCCUCGGGCAAAUACAUCGCCUUUCAAUCCUCGGACAACCAAAUCACCGUCUACUCUUCCACCGACAGAUUCCGCCAGAACCGCAAGAAGAGCUACCGUGGCCACAACGUGGCUGGUUAUGCGCCAGACGUCGCCAUCAGUCCUGAUGGUCAAUUCGUCAUUUCUGGAGACAGCGGCGGUUACGUCUGCUUCUGGGACUGGAAGACUUGCAAAAUGUGGCACAAGAUCCAAGCCAGCGACGCGCCCGUUCUGGCAGUACAGUGGCACCCGCGCGAGACUUCCAAGUUGGUUACUGGUGACCUGAACGGUGUGCUGAAGUACUGGGACUAG